AUGCCUGAACAACAACAACAACAACAACAACAAAACUCACCAUCAGAUCAAAAAGAUCAGACUGAAGAUAACCAACAAAAUCAAGAUAACAAAAAGAAACGUACAGGACCUAAACGAAGAAAAGUAACGCAUGCUUGUGUCUAUUGUAGACGCUCACACAUGACUUGUGAUGAAGGUCGACCUUGUCAGCGUUGUAUUAAACGUAGUAUUGGUCAUUUGUGUCAUGAUGAAGUCAAACAACCCUCUAAUUCUUCACAACAACAACAACAACAACAACAGCAACAACAACAGCAACAACAACAGCAUCAACAACAACAACAACAACAACAACAACAACAACAACAACAACAACAAAUCCAUGGUAGACAAGAUAGUAUGAGUCAACAAGGCUUAAAUGGUGGUAAUUACCCUCAUUUAUCUACAGUAGCCAAUGCACCCCUUGGAUCCAAUAGUAAUUUAGGCGGAUUACCACUUCAGUUUUAUGGUCAGAUGGGCGCUGGUCAGCUUACGUUUGCUAGUGAACAAAUGGGAAAUGAAAUCUCUGUUAUCAGUGACUUUUUAGAUUCAUUAGGUGCUAGUCCUACCAAUACAGACACGCAGCGAGGCAUCUAUACACCUCCUGCUACCAACACAACAACCACAGCCGUCAAUACCACCGAACGCUUCUUUUUGACAGCAGCUGAUCCAUCCGAUGGUAAGCUCGAAGAUCGUUUAACAGAAGUCAUCAAUGCCAAAUAUGAAGCUGGGUUCUUGAAACCUUAUAAUUAUGUCAAUGGUUAUGCUCGAUUGCAGAAAUACAUGGAUAACAAUAUGUCAGCCUCAAGUCGACAACGCAUCUUGAAUGUCAUGGGCACCUUUCGUCCUGCUUUUCGUUCUGUAGCACAGUCAUUAACAGACAUUGAUUUGAUUUUGGUGGAAGAAGCCUUUGAACGCCUGUUGUUGGAUUAUGAUCGUGUGUUUAGUUCGAUGGGUAUACCUGCUUGUCUAUGGCGUCGUACAGGUGAAAUCUACAAGGGCAACAAAGAAUUUGCUGCUCUUGUGAAUGUGCCUAUUGAGAACUUGAGGGAAGGCCGUCUGUGUAUUUAUGAAUUGAUGGCAGAAGAAUCUGCUGUGAAUUAUUGGGAGAAAUAUGGUAAUAUUGCUUUUGAUCCAGGACAAAAGGCUGUCUUGACCUCUUGUUUACUAAGAAGUCCCAAUCCUGAAAACACCAGUGUGAUUUCAUGUUGCUUUUCUUUUACUAUUAGACGAGACAAAUAUAAUAUUCCAACAGUGAUUGUAGGCAACUUUUUGCCUAUCCAGUUACAAUAA
This is a messenger RNA of Gilbertella persicaria, 1308 nucleotides long. RefSeq lists its product as uncharacterized. The record is from RefSeq and is a predicted model, not a curated record. The coding region runs from base 1 to 1308 and encodes 435 amino acids. Lineage: Eukaryota; Fungi; Mucoromycota; Mucoromycetes; Mucorales; Choanephoraceae. Gene Ontology annotation, molecular function: DNA-binding transcription factor activity, RNA polymerase II-specific; RNA polymerase II transcription regulatory region sequence-specific DNA binding; zinc ion binding. Gene Ontology annotation, biological process: regulation of DNA-templated transcription. The transcript is spliced from 8 exons. Gene Ontology annotation, cellular component: nucleus.